Molecule: messenger RNA, 2282 nt
Organism: Pogoniulus pusillus (Red-fronted tinkerbird)
Lineage: Eukaryota; Metazoa; Chordata; Aves; Piciformes; Lybiidae
Gene: SMIM32
Product: small integral membrane protein 32
Exons: 1
Coding region: 1361-1747 (128 amino acids)
Source: RefSeq, a predicted model, not a curated record
AUCUAACCCCCAGCGCUGCCCCUCGCCCCUUCGCCAAGUUGCAGAGCAGGAGAAGAAAAGCAGCGGCGGAGCUCAUCUGACGCAUGGGAGAGAGGGCUGGGAGAGAGGGCUGGCGAGCAGCCAGCAGCUAAUAGCAGCAUAAAAGAGGUUUGAUGAGAAAAAUAAAUUAACAUGCUAAUUGUCAGGCUGGAAAGGGUGCUGGGGAGCAGACAGAGCGAAAAGAAAAGGAGGAAGACAUUUCUAAUUACACUUGAUUUUAACAAUAAAGGGCUUGAGGAGGAAAGAAAGGGUUUGAUGUAAUUUGCUUCUUUUUGUCCCAUUCUCUGCUACCCUCCCCAGCUCAGAACCUCUAGCCGGAGGCUCAGGCACUCACGGGGAUUUAUCAGCCGAUCUCUUCCCAUUGAGCAUCGUGUCCCUGGCAGACGCACCGCGGGCUGCGGAGCUGGUCGGCAGCAGCGCGCAGUUCUCCGCUUCCCACGGUACCCAGUGACGCUGCGCUGGAGCUGCUGUCGGAGGGGAGGAAAGUCAUGUUUGAGAGAAUCCUGCACAGUCCCACCUCACGGCUCAGCUGAGCCCGGGGCAGAGGGGAGGUGUCCAAAGAUCUGAGCACUCUCCCACUCCUAGGGAGGCUUUUCUUUUGUUCGGUGUUUCUUCUUUAACCACCAAAGGGACUUGGCCAAUUCUGAUUGAUCUUUUUAAUUUCCUUUUAUCCCCUCCGAGCAAUCCAAAGGAGUGCCUGGGAACGCGAGCAGAAAGCUCAGCCUCUUAACACUAGCUUCGGAGGCUGCUGCUAACUAGGAUUAAGAAAGUCAACUGAUGCUUCAGAGCCUCAGGAUUUCAACAGCACGGAGCCUGCCGAGGAAGAGCCCCGCAUCGACAAACCCAGUUGGAUCUGGAAGCAGCAGCCGCCUCUCCCCGCGGAUGCCAUUUAACCCUGGAUUUGUGUGCAUCCUGCUCCCGAAAGCCGGCUGGAAGCCCAUCGUGCCUUCCCUUCAGGGCCAGUGAGCUCUGCCAGCCAGAGCCCUCUCUCCUCUCCCCCAGCUCCGGAGCCGGGGCAGGCAGAACCUUUAUCCAUGCGGGUGGAACAGGGCUCCCAGCCGACUCCCGGAGCUCCCAGCCCGUGCCGGCUGAGCAGCAGAUGAUCCAGAGCAUCGCCCCAAAGGAGGUGUGCUGGGGGAAGCAGGGCCAGGAGAUAAGGUACCCGUUUCAUUUUUGCUUACUCUUUAUGGAUGAACGUUGUGAAUAGCAGCCGAGAAGAGAGCAAAGAAAGUCAGUGAGCCGCGGGAGGGAAUUCAUUUGCUCGUAGACAACAUGCGGCUGGUUUCCAGCCUCUUACAAGCAGAAACAUUACUUCUUUCCCAUGCCAGACACUGACUGCAUUUCGCUCCUGCUUGGCUUGCCCCGUGGAGGAUAUUUAAGCAAGACCAUGUACAGUGAACUGCUAAAUUCAACCAGUGCCACUGAAGCUCACCUGAUCAUUCAGACCAACACGCCCUACCUGAGCGGCACUCCGAGACCCGUGAGCUCCUCUGCUUUUUACAUGUCCACGGCCAGGGUGCUAAAAGAAGGGGAGAUAAAUAAGCCAGACCUGGUGACUUACAUCAUCAUGUUUUUCUUUCUGCUCCUGACCGUGACACUCAUUGUGCUCUUCAUCAACUGCCAGCUGAAGAACUCUUUUUUCGCCACUCUCCCCUACGACAGAUCGCUCCGAGAGGCCAGGAGCCCGUGGAGGACACAAGCGGUCUGACCCUGGAGGGAAACUAUGGCCAGCAGCAGCCGGCACCAGAAACCUCCUGUGCAAUAAAGUGUCGCUGCUGUGGGUCACUGAGCGGAUGGGACCCUCUUUAGGCUGCGUGGCAGGAAGAGACUGCUGGAAAGAAUCUGCUGUGUGCAAAGGGGAAUGGCUGUAAAGAAAAAGCUCUGCUCUGAAGCAAAGGGAGGAUGGAUUGGCAAACUCACGCAGCUCGGCAAAAACCCUGCCCCGUGGUUGCACAUGAAGCUCUCCAUGUAUGCAAAUGUCAUCAUCCACCUAUUCAGUGUCCAUACAAGGGUAUUUGCAUUAACAACAGGCUCUGAUUUGGGCAGCUGGUGGAGCCUGGUGCCCACGUUUAGGAAACCAGAACAUCAAAUGUGAAGAAAAACCCCAGGGUGUUAACCUCGCAGCUCCACGCUGAGGGGAUGAGUUUACUUUCCAGACCCAUUUCUCUCAACUGCUGCUGGAACUGCGUGGUUAUGCAGUGGGAGUCCUGCCAGGCAAGAGGAGAAAAGGAAGGGGGAGGAGG